AUGUUACUCACGCUGUCCCAGCCGACCAGAUCGGACUUUGAGUUCAAGCAUCCCCAUGAUUACCCUCCGCCCAAGGCCUAUUCGCCGUCCGCACGCCUUUCUCCCCAGGUGGCCCUGCCGCAGUCACUGCCGGCCAGUGCCCCGAGCACGAUGAGCACCUCUCAUCGCGGCCUCCCGCCGCCCGCAGCCAUGACCCUCCCGGACCCCAGCCGGACCGCCCCGCCGCCCAUGUCCGUCUCGCAGUCGCUGGGCCAGAUGCCCGCCCCGCCCUCGCAGUGGCAGGGCGCCGAGGAGUCGAUGCGGAACUGGCUGUCCGCCAAGGCCGAGGAGGACAAGAGGAAGCAGGAGGAGGAGAAGACCCGCCAGGAAUCCCUGCGCCUGGAGCAGCGCAAGGUCGAGCAGUCCAUGUUGCGGGAGUCGAUGCAGGGCGGCGUGCCGCCGCAUCUCGUCCCCAUGAUCUUUGCCGGCAUCGGCGGCGGCAGCUCCGCCAAUGCCACUGUCGACUGGCUGCAGCAGUAUGUUGCACAGCUCCAGGCCCAGCAGCAGCAGGCGCUGGCUCAGGCCCAGGCCCAGGCGCAGGUGUCGCCGGACAUGCGGAGGGGAGAGCAGCGCAUCGUCAAUCCCACCCCGCCAGGCGUCUACGCGGGCGCGCAGCAGGUCGUGGCAGCCCCGCCCGUGCUACAGGGGCAGGCUCCAGCUCAGCCCGCAGCCGGCCCCUUCGCGGCGCCCACCUACGCGCCGGUGGGCAACAUGUCGCCGCGUGGAGGACGGGGGGUGUCGAGCUACCCGCAACACCCCAAGCCGCCGGCACAUUCGCAGCUGCCACGGCUCACGACCAACGAGAUGCAGAUCCAGCAGCCGCCGCAGGCGCAGACGCUCAGCACAAUCCAACAGUCUCAGCAGGAACAACCGCAGACGUCAUCGCCUUCGAUCUACUUCCACCACUGGGUGCCCCCCACCACCCAGUCCAGCUCUGGUACGAAUCCUUCCGCGACGCCGUCAGACUACGCGAGCUCGCCCAAGAAGCGUAAGGCGCAGGGCGCGCACCAGGCAGCCCCGGCGCCGACGUCUGCGCCGCAAUAUACGUCGCCCUCGUUCUCGCAUGUCUCGGGCUCGUCAACGUCGACACCAGGCCGGCGAGGACACGCACGGACCCGCAGCGACCAGUCUUCGCGCGGGUACGGCACUGAGCAGACGCAGUACACGGGGCGAAGCCGAGCCGGCACGCACACAGGGGCCGAAUCGAGCUCCUAUUCCGAGCGGUAUGCAAGCCACGAUUCUCACCGGCGAGAACAAUUCCAGCAGCAGCAACAGCACCAGCACCAGCACCAGCAGAACCAGCAGCACCAGCAGCAGCCGCUUCAGGCGCCGCAGUCCUCGCACGGCGCGGAGGAGCGUGGGAACCAUGGCAGCGACGGCGAGGGCUCAGAGAGGUCCUCGCUAGUCCAGCGUGAAACGCGCCCGUCAGUGCAAGCGUCCCAGGGCUCGCGUCCCAGCACGCCGAAGCGGGAAGCGGGGGCUGGCCGGGCGUGA
Messenger RNA from Diplodia corticola, 1533 nucleotides. RefSeq lists its product as uncharacterized. Lineage: Eukaryota; Fungi; Ascomycota; Dothideomycetes; Botryosphaeriales; Botryosphaeriaceae. Bases 1 to 1533 code for a protein of 510 amino acids. The transcript has 2 exons. The record is from RefSeq and is a predicted model, not a curated record.